Micromonas commoda is the source of this 861-nucleotide messenger RNA. RefSeq lists its product with no specific name. The record is from RefSeq and is a predicted model, not a curated record. Gene Ontology annotation, molecular function: acyltransferase activity, transferring groups other than amino-acyl groups. The transcript has a single exon. NCBI's taxonomy places the organism in Eukaryota, Viridiplantae, Chlorophyta, Mamiellophyceae, Mamiellales, Mamiellaceae. Bases 1 to 861 code for a protein of 286 amino acids.
AUGACGGUGGUCGAGAGGCAGGUGGCAGCGAUGCUGCGGAAGCAGCGAGAGGAGCAGGAUGAGCAGGCUGCGCUCUCCAGGCGGGCGGAGGAGCUGAGGAGCAGGGGCGAGCAGGCACUCAACGACAACGGCGACCUGGACGAGGAUUCCGAUUCGGAGCACGACGAUCUCGAGCGGCGUGGUGCGACGGGAAGGGCGCGGCGCGAGUUCCGCGACCGCGGGAUCGUCUUCGACUCGUCCACGGACGAGGUCACCGUCACGGUCCGCGCGAUGACGGACCUGGAGCUCGGCAUGGCCUUCGCGUGGAUGCGUCGAGACCAGAGGCGGUACGAGGGCGCUACGAGCUUCUGGAGCAAAGCGGGGACGGGGAUCCAGGAGUGUUUCGAGGAGGAGAGGUGCCCGGGGGAUAAGGACGUGCACGCCGCGGUGGGCGCGUGGCCGAGGCUCACCGGCGCCUUCGUUCCGUUCCUCGGCCCCGCGCCGUUCGCGUUCGCCAUGCUCAAAGACGACGGCCUCACUGUGGACACCAUGGGCGUGAGGCAGGGGUUCCGGCGAAUGGGACUCGGCCGGACGGUCGCUAGCGCGUUCAUAGACAGGGCCAGGCGCGCCGCGAAGGUACGCGCGGGUCCGCCGCAGUGCAUCAUCGACGCCGUGCCCGACGCGGUCGCGUUCUGGCGCGCGAUGGGCUUCUCCAAUCGCGGCGGGGCGGAUUCGCCGACGACGGCCGUGAUGCGGAAGCUGUGCGGCGACGUCGCCAUGUCGAUGACGCUGCUGGAGGAUCCCCCGACGCCGCGCGGGCACGAGUGGUGGUUCGAAAAGCCCGAGGAGGAGAAAGGGUACUGGUCCGACGACAGCUGGUGA